CGAGGUCGAAAUAUGUGCAAGUAUUUGAGGGACACAAAUGAUCCUUUCUUUAUUCCUGAAGAAAAUUUCAGAAAAAUGUAUAGGUUAAGUAAAGAGGCUGCAAGGGAUCUGUAUUUGGAAUUGUUACCACACAUGGACCAGGGUAGAAGAGUUACAAAAAUUCCAUCAGUUGUUCGGAUUUGUGAUUCUGAUUUGAACAUUAUGUCCAUCAAUGCCAGAUUUCCUGGCUCUGUCCACGAUUCCGCGAUAUGGAUGAUGAGUGGUGUGAAGCAAAUUAUGAGAGACGCUUAUGAAAAUGGGGACAGAUCAUCAUGGCUCCUCGGUGAUUCGGGCUACCCAUUGGAACCAUUUCUUCUCACACCUAUUGAAGGAGCAAAUCCACAAACCCCAGAAGGUCGGUAUACGACAGCCACAAAACAGUCAGAAAUUCUGUUGAAAGGUGUAUUGGGGUUUUGAAGGCAUAUUUUAGGUGUUUACUUAAAGAUCGUGUGCUUCAUUAUACUCCACCUACUGCUGCCAAAAUUGUGUAUGCUUGUGCGAUAUUACAUAAUAUUUUGCGGAUGAGGAAUA
Photinus pyralis (common eastern firefly) is the source of this 570-nucleotide messenger RNA. Its product is annotated as putative nuclease HARBI1. Lineage: Eukaryota; Metazoa; Arthropoda; Insecta; Coleoptera; Lampyridae. The record is from RefSeq and is a predicted model, not a curated record. The transcript has 3 exons. The coding region runs from base 13 to 456 and encodes 147 amino acids.